Molecule: messenger RNA, 381 nt
Organism: Bursaphelenchus xylophilus (pine wood nematode)
Lineage: Eukaryota; Metazoa; Nematoda; Chromadorea; Rhabditida; Aphelenchoididae
Source: the annotation of a GenBank genome assembly
AUGCGCCGGGUUCGGCGAGCCUCGUUCAGAGUGUCGCGGAGGCCCUGUGCCUCCUCCUCCGCCUGGUUACGGGCGGCGGCGGAGGAAGAGGCUUCGGCGGACAGUUCUUCAUUUCGUUUUCGGAGUUUCUCGUUCUGUCUCCGGAGGAACCUGGCCGUCUCCCUCCGCCGCAAUUUGGAGCAAGAAAUGAGAAGGCCCCAUAAAGCGCGCCGUCAGCCGUGCCCCUACUGUAAUUCGGUCGACCAUAACCCUCUCGACUGCACGGUCGUUGUUGACCGCUCGGUCCGCCGAAGACCACAAAUUGUCACGGCCGGGGAUAGGCUCGGUGACAAUUUGGAGUCGGCCGGCUGGGUUUACCGACUCCUUUUGAGAAUCUUAUAA